UUGAAGUUUAGAUGAAAACGAUAAAUCGAAGGAAACAAUAGCUCAUUCGCUAUGUAGUAGGCGUACGAGUAUAUUUUGCAUCAUUAUUCUACAAGACAAAUUAGAAAGUUGAUAAUGGCAGAAGAGAAGAAUGGUUCGACAGCGUCAAUUAGCUGUUUUAGUUCCACGACAACAUUGGUGCAUGAUGACCACAAAGUAAUCAGUGCCAAAAUCUCUGAAUUACGUAUUGAAGAAGUAUAUGACCCAUAUCAAAACAGAGACUUACAACAUCCAAACGGUUUUUUAGGUGCUUUCAUGCACAUAGUAAAAACUUCAUUGGGAACUGGAAUUUUGGCUAUUCCAAGAGCAUUCAAGAAUGCAGGGUUGUUAGUAGGACUCUUUGGUACUUUGCUUGUGGGAAUCAUAUGCACUCAUGCCAUACACAUUUUGGUUAAGGCAUCGCAAAAAGUUUGCUCAAAAACGAAAACGCCCAGUCUUGGUUUUGCAGAUACAGCUGAGGGAGUUUUUAAAUUGGGUCCGCCAGCCUUACAUAAGUGGUCACGGUUUGCCAAGUACUUCGUAGAGGGGGGAUUAUUUUGCAUCCAUUAUUUGGCCGAUGCUGUGUAUUUAGUAAUCAUAUCAGUAUCAUUAACAAAGUUUUUUAAGGUGUACUACCCGUCUACAGAAACAUGGGACGAAUACAUUUUCAAGUUGAUUCUAUUUGUACCGUUGCUGAUAUGCGGCCAAGUAAGGCAACUGAAACAUCUAGUCCCUUUUUCCUUUAUAGCAAAUCUCAUGCUCAUUGUAACAUUUGGUAUAACCGCUUACUAUAUGUUCUCUGGGAUCAGUGAAAUCAGUAUUAAAGAUAGAUCUUUAGCAGCGGGUAUUUCUGGAAUACCUUCGUUCUUCAGUACGGUACUUUUUUCCAUGGAAGGAAUUGGAACGAUUAUGCCAGUGGAAAAUUCGAUGGUAAAACCGAAAUUUUUGGGUUGCCAUGGAGUACUGAACUCUGCAAUGAUGGUUAUCAUAAGUCUGUACGCUUCGAUAGGAUUUUUUGGAUAUUACAAAUUUGGCGAAGGGACGGAGGCUACAAUCACAAAAAAUUUACCUGACGACAUGUAAGUCAUU
Molecule: messenger RNA, 1107 nt
Organism: Sitophilus oryzae (rice weevil)
Lineage: Eukaryota; Metazoa; Arthropoda; Insecta; Coleoptera; Curculionidae
Product: proton-coupled amino acid transporter-like protein CG1139
Exons: 8
Coding region: 115-1101 (328 amino acids)
Biological process (GO): amino acid transmembrane transport
Cellular component (GO): vacuolar membrane
Molecular function (GO): amino acid transmembrane transporter activity
Source: RefSeq, a predicted model, not a curated record